Heterobasidion irregulare TC 32-1 is the source of this 1002-nucleotide messenger RNA. RefSeq lists its product as uncharacterized. The record is from RefSeq and is a predicted model, not a curated record. Bases 51 to 932 code for a protein of 293 amino acids. Lineage: Eukaryota; Fungi; Basidiomycota; Agaricomycetes; Russulales; Bondarzewiaceae. The transcript is spliced from 4 exons.
CGCUCCUUACACCCUGCCUUCACUGUAGACUUAUUCCGGCGCCAAAGGCCAUGCAUUUGGAGCCAUUCUCCCUUCAAUCAAAUCCGGCGCGACUGUUCAGUGUGGAGGGCGCCAUCGCCGUUAUUACUGGUGGUGGAACAGGGAUAGGGUUAAUGAUGGCCACUGCAUUGGAACAUAACGGCGCGACGGUGUACAUCGUUGGGCGCCGACUGGCUGUCCUGGAACAGGUUGCGAAGGAGCGAAGCCGCCAUGGAAAAUUGAUUCCAGUACAAUGCGAUGUAACUUCACGAGAGUCUCUCGGAGAGCUCGCCUCGAUGAUCCGGAAACGGCACGGCUACAUAAAUCUUCUGGUCUGUAACGCCGGCAUCGCGGCGGGAUUCAAUAAGCCUCCAGCGAGAGGAGACAAGAGAGACAUUCGGGCGCUACAGGAGUCUCUUUGGAAUGGUCCUUCCCCGCAAGACUUUGCGCGGACAUUCGAGACAAACGUGACGAGCGUAUACUACUGCGUAGUCGCCUUCCUCGAUCUCCUUCACGAGGCAAAUGUGAGAAGCUCAGGAAAAGACCCAGUGACAAGCCAGGUGAUCACUGUUUCGAGCGUGGCGGCGUUAAGACGCGACGAGCGACAGUACAGUUACCCGUACACGCUGAGCAAGGCUGCUUCAUUACAUCUGGGCAAGAUGUUCACGAACGUCUUGUCAGAGUGGAAAAUCAGAAGCAAUGUAAUUUGUCCGGGAAUUUUCCCUUCAGAGAUGACAAGCAGUGUAAUUCCGGAUGAGCACAUCAUGAACGAUGUUCCACUGCAAAGGGCAGGGGAUCAGCAGGAUAUAGCAGGGAUCAUCUUGUUCUUAGCUAGCCGAGCCGGGGCAUAUGUGGAUGGCACCGUACAUAUCACAGAUGGAGGACGACUUUCAACAUUCCCCUCUACAUACUAAAUCUUAUUUUCGUACACAUACUCUACAUCACGAGAUAUUGUUAAUUUAUUUCGAAGCAGAUGCCAGCCUC